This is a messenger RNA of Leopardus geoffroyi (Geoffroy's cat), 10753 nucleotides long. RefSeq names its product SLIT-ROBO Rho GTPase activating protein 1 (gene SRGAP1). Gene Ontology annotation, biological process: signal transduction; negative regulation of cell migration. The transcript is spliced from 22 exons. Lineage: Eukaryota; Metazoa; Chordata; Mammalia; Carnivora; Felidae. Gene Ontology annotation, molecular function: GTPase activator activity; protein binding. The record is from RefSeq and is a predicted model, not a curated record. Bases 2715 to 5852 code for a protein of 1045 amino acids. Gene Ontology annotation, cellular component: cytoplasm.
UGUUCUCUUCAAGGAUUUUUAUGGUUUCAGGUCUCACAUUUAGGUUGUUAAUCCAUUUGAGUUUAUUUUUGUGUAUGGUGUAAGAAAGUGGUGCAGCUUCGUUCCUCCAUCUUGGGCUGACUUUCCACAGAGACUCUAGAACUCUGUAUGGAGUCCAGAGGCUUUUUAUCUGUUGCCCUGAGUAGCAUUGAGUUUAUUGUAGCUGUUUAGUUUCUGUAUGGAGUCUCUUUUCUUGCAGUAUCAGACAUUGGGUCUUCUUGUUUAGUACGUGGAGAUUUCUCUUUUCCGAGUUGGUUUGCAGUAAAGCACAAGAUGGACCAAAUCACAAGAUUAACAUGUCCAAGGCAUUGCGUACUCUGGGUUUUCAUCUUCUCCCACCACAGGGUAAACGUUGACAGGAGCUUUACAUUUUUCUAGAACCGUGAGGAGCUAUUAAUGUUUCUUGUCUGUAUCAAAAAGCUUUUUUUCAGUGACUGAAAAUUCUGUUAAAACUAAAAGAAUUGGCAACUUCCCAACUAUCCAGGCACAUGUCACUAUCUUCCAUUUUUACCCGGGGAGGAUGACCGCGGUCUCACAUUGUUGGGUAAUUCUGCCACAAAGCAGUGUAAUGUCUACCAUCUUGGUCAGAAAUACAGCUCAUGGCAGAACGAAGCCCCUCCAAGGUAGUCUAAGCUGCCGCAGAACCUUCUGCAGCCCUCAUGUCCAGCUAGGUCACAGCAUACCCUGAUGAACACUGGACAUGGUUGUGUUCAGAACCAAGCUUGCGCCUGGCACCUGGGAUGGAUCAUGAAUGGAGAGGGUCAGUGGGGAUGGAGGACUGGUCCAAGAAAAACACACCCUCAGCCCUGCCCAUGGCUCCUCCUUCUCUUAAAUUUUACUUUCUGUGGCCCUAGAGGCCCCCUCCCCACUCCCAUUUUGUGCACGUGUGGUUUUUUUCUGCCUUGAAAGUCGUUCUCCUCCCCGUGUGCGUGGGAACAGUAUCCAUCCUGUAAUUUCCUCAUCCCUGUGACCACAGUGCCCAGGGCAGAGCCAGGUGCAGAGUGGAUGCUAAGUGCAACAUGCUUGUUUGUGGAAGGAAGGAAGGAGUGAGUGCGUGAAUGACAGAGGGGCAAAGCCACACACAUAAUGCCCUCCCGACUCAGCAGAGGGUUUUAGGAGAGCUUGAAACUCCUUUGAGAAUUCUCAACUGGGAGGUGGUGGUGGCAUUUCUGGCCUGGGCUCCUGAUUUCCUCCUCUCCCCUCCCCUGUCCUCCACUUAAGUAGGUUUUAAAAGAGCAUAGCAUGUGUGAAUUGUCUCGUCAAGUAGUGACACAGGCAGCCACGGCUGCUGCUCUUAGAGGUUUAAUGCCACUUGACAACAUUUUAGAGAUCUGCUCUGUAAAAACGAUGGAACGCAAAGCAGGAGAGCCUGUCCUAUAAGGAAAAUAAUAAUGGCCUCAGAGUUGGUUUGUUUUUCCCUGUGUAAGAUCUUUGUUAUUUGGGAGUGAGUGAGUAGUGCCAUAAGAGACAGCUAACAACUGAACUGGCUUUUCCCUCUAAAGAUCCUGAGACCUGGUGUGUGUCAUACCAAAUAGUUAUGUCUUUUUCUCCCCCAGAGAGUUAGUCCAAGCAUCUAAUCUGUGCUGGGCACAUGGUAGGCGCAUACUGUAUAUUUGUUGAAUGAAUAAAUAUGGUAAAUACUAAAUGUUUCUUAGUCACAGGGAGUUGAAAUAAAAGUGCAAGAAUGUCUCAUGGUUAUUGUGUAUUUACCAUGAGCGACUCUUUUGUCUGCUUUGUGUAGUUUUUCCCCAUGAAAUGCCAUUUCUCCCUGACUGACCUGUGGCUUCCCUCCCUUCUUUCACUUUUACAAAUGGCUGCAGGUUCACACUGAUGACAUUUCUCCACCUCGCAGGUACUUCCGGAAUACUCCAGGCUCUGAUGCCUGCCCUGGAUAAGAGUAACAGCAUUAAUCUUCGUUCACCCCUCUCCUCCCCAACUCCCAAGAAGCCAGUGCUGGUUUUUUUUUUUUGCUUUUCUGUUUUGUUUUUUUGUUUUUUUGUUUUUACCAGAAAGGAGUAGCAUGGUUUUUUAGAGCCACGCUUACACUUUAGAAACUGAGGCUGACAGGCCAAGAGUUAGGGGAGAGUAAGCUGGUAGGGAAGAUGUAGAUGAGUGGAUGUUGUUCAGGUGUAUGUUUUUUCCUCCUUCAUGCUGCUGGCUGCAGUGACUACUAACCAAAGCUCGAGUUUUGGUUUCAUGGCGGAAAAAAUAACCCGAGUUAACGCAAAAGGUUGUGCUUUCUGACUGUGGGAAGUUGAAACUGGAACUAUUUAGAGGAACAUGGUGUGAGCAGUGUAUGUUGAAGCCGGGGGGUGUGGCCUCUGCCCCCACACCCCUUCACUCACCGUCCACCUCUGCAGUGCCCAGCCGCACCUGGGGUGAGGAGGGAGCGCCCCAGGCCUAAGUGCUACCACCUGAACUCCUCAGGCCAGGCCUGCCGGAGCACCCACGGCUGCACAAUGAAAGCUGUUCACCUGAAUGUAUGCAAGGGCUGAAUCAUGACACGGUUCACCUGAAACUAAUAGUACACUGUAUUGUUCACUGGGAUUUAAAUAAAGAAGCUCUUCACCUGGCCUACAGCAGGUCUGCGUGGUUGGUCAGUUUCGUCCUCAGCCAGAAAAGAAAUCCGAGCUCAGCUGGUAGAACAGCAAAAAUGCCUGGAGCAGCAAACAGAGAUGCGAGUUCAGCUUCUCCAGGACCUGCAGGAUUUCUUCCGGAAAAAAGCUGAAAUUGAGACGGAAUAUUCUCGGAACUUAGAGAAGUUAGCUGAAAGGUUCAUGGCAAAGACAAGAAGCACCAAGGAUCAUCAGCAGUACAAGAAAGACCAGAACUUGUUGUCUCCAGUGAACUGCUGGUAUUUGCUUCUGAACCAAGUGAGAAGAGAAAGCAAGGACCAUGCCACUCUGAGUGACAUCUAUCUGAACAACGUGAUUAUGCGAUUCAUGCAGAUAAGUGAGGAUUCCACCAGGAUGUUUAAAAAGAGCAAAGAGAUUGCAUUCCAGCUUCAUGAGGAUUUGAUGAAGGUUCUUAAUGAACUCUAUACGGUGAUGAAAACAUACCAUAUGUAUCAUGCAGAGAGCAUCAGUGCAGAGAGCAAGCUGAAAGAGGCUGAGAAACAAGAAGAAAAGCAAAUUGGAAGAUCCGGUGACCCGGUCUUUCAUAUAAGACUGGAAGAGAGACAUCAGCGGCGAAGCUCUGUAAAGAAAAUUGAGAAAAUGAAAGAAAAAAGACAAGCAAAGUAUUCGGAAAAUAAGCUAAAAUCAAUUAAGGCACGGAAUGAGUAUCUCUUAACCCUUGAAGCAACCAACGCCUCGGUUUUCAAGUAUUAUAUUCAUGAUCUUUCAGAUUUAAUUGAUUGCUGUGAUCUUGGCUACCAUGCAAGUCUGAACAGAGCCCUGAGAACAUACCUCUCUGCAGAGUAUAAUCUUGAAACUUCCAGACAUGAAGGCUUAGACAUUAUUGAGAAUGCAGUUGACAAUUUGGAGCCCCGGAGUGAUAAACAGAGAUUCAUGGAGAUGUACCCUGCAGCAUUCUGUCCACCGAUGAAGUUUGAGUUUCAGUCUCACAUGGGUGAUGAGGUGUGUCAGGUCAGCGCUCAGCAACCAGUCCAGGCAGAGCUCAUGCUCAGGUACCAGCAGCUGCAGUCCCGGCUGGCCACGCUGAAAAUCGAGAAUGAGGAGGUUAAGAAAACAACUGAAGCCACCUUGCAGACCAUACAAGAUAUGGUCACCAUUGAGGACUAUGAUGUUUCUGAAUGCUUCCAGCACAGUCGGUCCACAGAGUCUGUGAAGUCUACUGUCUCUGAGACCUACCUGAGUAAGCCCAGCAUCGCCAAGAGAAGAGCAAACCAGCAGGAGACUGAGCAGUUCUACUUCAUGAAACUCCGGGAGUAUUUGGAAGGUAGUAAUCUCAUCACAAAACUUCAAGCCAAACAUGACUUGUUGCAGAGGACCCUUGGAGAAGGUCAUAAAGCUGAAUAUAUGACUACAAGGCCUCCAAAUGUUCCCCCUAAGCCCCAGAAACACAGGAAGUCCAGACCCCGCUCACAGUAUAAUGCUAAGUUGUUUAAUGGGGAUUUGGAAACAUUCGUCAAGGACUCAGGACAGAUUAUCCCCCUCAUUGUGGAAAGCUGUAUUCGGUUCAUCAAUCUCUAUGGUCUUCAGCAUCAGGGGAUUUUCAGAGUGUCUGGUUCCCAGGUGGAAGUCAAUGAUAUUAAAAAUUCAUUUGAGAGAGGUGAAAACCCUUUGGCUGAUGACCAGAGUAACCAUGAUAUUAACUCCGUUGCUGGCGUUCUGAAGCUGUAUUUCCGUGGGCUGGAAAACCCCCUCUUUCCUAAGGAAAGAUUCAACGAUCUGAUUUCUUGUAUCAGAAUAGAUAAUCUCUAUGAGAGGGCGCUUCACAUCCGCAAACUCCUCCUGACCUUGCCUAGGUCCGUCCUUAUCGUGAUGAGGUACCUCUUUGCCUUCCUCAAUCACCUUUCACAGUACAGCGAUGAGAACAUGAUGGACCCUUAUAACCUGGCCAUUUGUUUUGGCCCAACAUUGAUGCCCGUCCCAGAAAUACAGGAUCAAGUGUCUUGUCAGGCGCAUGUGAAUGAAAUUGUCAAAACCAUCAUCAUCCACCAUGAAACUAUUUUCCCGGAUGCUAAAGAGCUGGAUGGCCCUGUUUAUGAGAAAUGUAUGGCUGGGGAUGACUACUGUGACAGCCCAUACAGUGAGCACGGUACACUGGAGGAAGUGGAUCAGGACGCUGGUACGGAGCCCCACACCAGUGAAGACGAAUGUGAGCCAAUAGAAGCGAUAGCCAAGUUUGACUACGUUGGGCGAUCCGCCAGAGAACUGUCCUUCAAGAAGGGCGCCUCCCUGCUGCUGUAUCACCGCGCGUCUGAGGACUGGUGGGAAGGAAGACACAACGGCAUUGAUGGGCUCGUACCUCAUCAGUACAUAGUGGUGCAGGAUAUGGAUGAUACGUUUUCAGACACUCUGAGCCAGAAAGCUGACAGUGAGGCCAGCAGUGGGCCAGUCACUGAAGACAAGUCUUCAUCCAAGGACAUGAACUCCCCAACAGACCGUCACCCUGACGGCUAUUUAGCCAGACAGAGAAAAAGAGGAGAGCCACCCCCUCCAGUAAGGCGUCCUGGCAGGACCAGUGAUGGCCAUUGUCCCCUCCACCCCCCACAUCCUCUUUCCAACUCCUCCGUUGACCUGGGGUCCCCAAACUUGGGCAGUCACCCCCGGAGCCUGCUGCAGAACCGUGGCCUCAACAAUGACAGUCCUGAGAGGAGACGCCGGCCCGGCCAUGGGAGCUUGACCAAUAUCAGCCGACACGACUCCCUCAAGAAGAUCGACAGUCCUCCUAUUAGAAGGUCCACAUCAUCAGGGCAAUACACAGGCUUCAAUGACCAUAAGCCAUUGGACCCAGAGACGAUCGCUCAGGAUAUUGAAGAGACGAUGAACACUGCUUUGAACGAACUCCGAGAACUGGAGAGACAGAGUACCGCAAAGCACGCCCCCGAUGUGGUGCUGGACACCUUGGAACAAGUGAAGAACGCGCCCACCCCCGCCACGUCCACAGAGUCUCUCAGCCCUUUGCACAACGUUGCCUUCAGGAGCUCCGAGCCUCAGAUCCGACGCAGCACGAGCUCCUCCAGCGACACAAUGAGUACUUUCAAGCCUAUGGUGGCACCCAGGAUGGGUGUGCAGCUAAAGCCCCCAGCCCUUCGGCCAAAACCUGCCGUUCUUCCAAAAACAAACCCUACUGUGGGACCGGCCCCACCUUCCCAAGGUCCAACAGACAAGUCUUGCACGAUGUAAACUCCAGAUGAGCAAGGUCCUGUGGGGCGGUGAUUUAAGAAACAAAACAAAACAAAAAAUGGAUCAUUGACAAAAGUCAGUGAUCCUUAACUUUCCUUAGUUUUGUGCUUAUAACUGGAGAUUUUUGGCUUUUCUAUGUUCUUGAAUGUAAUGUCGGAGACUAGCUAAAUUAACACGGGCAUUUGUAUUUUGUAAUUUUCUUCCUUUUUUCUUAGUAACUGGACAUAUGUCAUUUUAAAGACAACAGAAACACUUAGAUUUACUUGAAAAUCCAAUGCUGCACCAUUUGUCACGAAGGCCACACCACUCUGCUCUCCGCGUCGUUCGGCGCUUCAGGUUUAGUGUAGCCUGGGUGAGUCGGAAAUGUCUGGAUCCAAAGGCACAAGCGUCUGAAGUCCCAGGCCGUGGAGUAUAACCAGUGUUGGUCUGUGGCGCUUGGGGGGAAUGGCUGGAAAGUGGUAACGGCAUUGUUGGGUAGCUGACAGCGAGUACCUCUGAGUCCGUGCGGUGGGACGAGGUCCCACUCGUGCCCAGGCUUGCAGUUGUCACGGUGGGACGUGCCCAGUGGGUCUCUCAGCCCACUGCCUGAAUGAGUUGCAUGGUUGCCUCUUUCAUACGAGUCACUUCCCUGGGUCCGGAUUAAAAGCUCAGAGGAAGGGGUCGGACCCUCUGCAGUUGCUUCUUGAACGGAACCUAGAAAAGGGGAAAGCUAAUCCUCCAGAGCUAUCGAUGUGACUCCUUCCUCAAGCCUGGUCAGGCCCCCAAGACUUCCAGGUCCGUCCCCUGCAUUCACAAGGACUAGAACAGUCUAAUUGUAAAGACUUCCUGGUUACACUCCUCCACAAGUUCCUUCAGAGGUCUGUUACAAACUGCCUAGAAAAUAUUUCCAGCUCCCCUAAACCCCUGUGUUCUCCUGUGGAAAUGGAGAGCGCGGGCAACACACAAGUCCUUGGUUCGCUCAGCCUUCUCUCCCGAUUAAAUGACCUCGGUUCCUUUAAACCCGAUACAGAGGCUUGAUGAUCCUAAGGUGACUCCCCAGCUCUCCUCUCCCAUUGGCCUCUUUGAGCCAACCAAGAACUGGCUGUGGUACUGGAGUAAGAGCCAUGCUGGCCAAGGUGGGGGUGGGGGGGGUCACAUGGUUCCAGGAGGAGUUCCUUCCCAUUUUGCACCCUGGAACCAUGACUUUUUUCUUUCCUUUCCAGGUGGUCUCAACAUAACCCAGAUAGUCAGGUGAGCUCCGUAAGGUACCCUCUUUCUCUGACAUCCUGGCACAGAAACCAUUUUCUCUGUGUUUUCCCACUGUCUUAAAAAGGUUGCUUUGAAUUCAGCUGUUUUUACUAAGGUACAAAUCACCACUCCUGCCCAGCAGCAGCUUAUAUCGUGUGUAAACCUAUGAGCAUGUUUUCUGCUCUGACCUUGAACGUAAUGAUAAAGAGAAUUUUUUUUUUUUUUUUUUUAGAUAAAUGUGUGGCCCAGAACUAAGCCCUCUCGACCACCAUUGAUUUCCUUCUAGCUUUGGUUUCAAACUGGAAGCCAUUUGCCUGCCCACCUAAGAGUUGCACAGUAUGGACUUGAAUCUGUUAGCCCGCUGGUGAAUGCCUCAGGCAGGAAAGAAUGAGGAUCUGUACUAAAAAAUCAAGAUCAUUCCUGGGAUCUCUCCCUCAGUUUGCCAGUCUAAUCGUUGUAAUGCAGAGAGAGAUUAAAUUAAUGACAUAGGGUUACCUUUCAAAGUCACACUUCUGAUUGCCAGCCAGUGGCUUAAUUUCACAAAUGGAUUGAAUCGAGAUUUUUUUUCCAGGUGUCCAGGUAUGGUAAGCUUUUAAAUCUUUGAGGUUUCUGAAGCAUCCGUUUUGUCCAUUGUGAAAACGAUGCCCAGUUCAGCAUCUUCUCUACCCCCCUGCCAUUUCCCUUGAGCUUUAGUGGUCCUUCAUCAACUUUAGACACCAUGGAGACUCAGCCAGGAUUGAGCUCUGAGUAGCACUAACCCUUUUAAACAAUCUUCCCAAAUUCUUAGGAAAUUGAAACCUUGCUGAAUAACCUCCCAGUUCUUUCCAGAGUCCACUUGGGUUUCUAGUUCUCUGCUGCUAGAUGGGGAAACAGAAGCCGAGAAUAAAGGUGGAAGUAAUGGAGGAGGAGACUUUAAAUCUUUUAGAAAUUGAAAUGAAAAGGAUUGUUAAACACGGUUUUUCCAUCGAUGGUGCAAGAGUAAGAUGUAAACAGAGGGUUUCAAAAGGGCAGAGGGGUGUCUUCUACAAGUUUUAACUUAGAUCUUACUCCUACAAGUUCAUGUCUUCAGAUUUCUCCCUGGCAGUCCUGCCCAGACUCUCCCCUCUUCAGUGUUUACACCGCUGAUGAAAUGAGGGUUGCCUUUCCAACCACCAAAUUAGGAUUCUGCUCCCUUAGGUGGCUGCUCUGGGGCCUCAGAGACUGUGCCUUCUUGCAGGAAAUUUCUAAUGCUCCCCCAUCACUGCCUUACCCAUCUCUCUCUCUCUCUUCUCCCUAUACCCCUGUGACACCUUGAGGCCUUCUUUCUUUUUUUUUUUUUUUUCCAGUCUUUUUUAUUUGUUCCAAUUCCCAUAGAAGGACAUGACCUCACAGGGAAUAAGGAUUCACCUAUUCUUUCUUUGUUUUGGUAAAAGUGUUCAGAUUCCAGGGAGAAGACAAGGUGGCCACUUCACAGAGGAUCCAAAAUAACACCCUGAAAGCUCAUUAAAAGCUUCUGGUGCAUUUGCCUGGUGCAUGGCCUUCUCUACAGCCACACAUCUAGUGGGGAGGAGGAAGCAUGCAAAGGGUGGGGAGGAAAGGAAGAAUCCUUGAGAUGUUACGCCCCAGUUUCAAGGAUCAUAUUGUUCUUCGUGCACAGUUUGGCAAGGGGGUCAUUUUGAUGAUGGGCAGACGAUGGUUCUACAAAGAUGAUCAGACUCCACUUAUGCAAGAAUAUAUAUUCACAGCUGAUAUAACUCUGUUCAUGUCCCAUCCAUAGAACUCACUAAGUAGGCUUACAAGUUGAGCUUUUGGUUUGGGUCAGGGGUAUUGGGAAAGGACUGAUUGAUAAGAGAGAGAAAAGGUACUCCAUACACAUUUUCUGAUGUGUGUUCUGUAAAUUAUUUGAACCAGUCCAGUGGCCCUUUGCAGAGCUCUGUAUUCACGUUCAGGGUCAACGCUAUUGGUCAACCGUUUUGCACGUUUUCACACAACAUAAUCUGACUUUGGUGCCCCUUGAGCCAUCCAUAGAAUAAUUUAGAGCAGGCUCCCACUUAAUCUACUGCAGGAAGCAUGAAUAGCUCUCAGCGGAUGUAGAGCGAACGCGUCACAUUGUAUUAACCGAGUUUUCUUUGUACUCUUGCCAUUCCCAAAAUGGGCUUAUAAUUUAAGGAAAAGAUAAGAGUGGGAAGGAUUGUGGUCUCCCCAGCAUUUGGGAAUGACACGAGGUCUACAAAAUGAAGAAACUUUAAUGUGAUAAGUACAGCCUCUAAAAUUCAAAAAGCCCACACUGUAUGUUAAGCAACUGGAAUUUAAAAACUUAAAAAAAAAAAAAAAAGAAGUAAAGAGCCCAUAGGUCUUUUGAGGAUUUAGAAGACUUCAGAUUUGGGAUCGCAUUCAUUCUCGUCCUGACCACAGUAGUGAGACACCGUAAAAGCGGGAAAAGCACUCGGAUGAGCCUUGCUCUGAGUUGCCCAUCGCUGAGGCCACAGUCCCGGAGCAACUUAGAUGCAAAGGCUCAUCCGUGUGUACAAUAGAGCUCCCUACUCCAGACAGUCCCCUGAGCUGAAAACCAAACCUCCAGCUGGGCUGAGGUGUCAGGCUUGGUGCAGGGUGACUUUGGCACCCCUUUAUUCAGAUCAGUAAAACAAACUGGAAAUUGAGAUUUCACUUACCCUAGUAUACUUUCUUUAAAAAAAAUAGUCUAUGUGGUAUAAUCGAGAUGGGUACCUGUAUCUUUAAAUUACAUAGGGACUUUUGUAUGUUUAAAUAAUUGUACCGGGUUCCAUAAUGCUUAUCUUAGAAACUGUUUAGUAAAAGAAAAUAUAUAAACCGUGCAUUUGUGAAUGCCCCCUUUAGAGCAUUCAUCCAAGUUCAGUGUGUAGUGUGAUGGUUAUUAUAGAUGUUUAAAGUAUAGUAAGUGGCUGUGUAACAGGAGAGACUGCUAAAAUUUACCUACGGAAUUAAGGGUAACUCCUGCCCACGUAAUUAAAUCAGUAUUGUCCUUUCCUGUCGGUUUGAUCAAUUGCAGUACUGGUAGCUUCCUGCUUGUGACUGUUACUAAUCGUGUCAAUGUACAUCUGUAGUAUGUACAUGUGAAAGUGCCUUUCUAUUUUAGAGGAGUUUUAGCCUUGCUCUUUACUGUCACCCCAUCUACCCCUCCACUCUUGCGUCUGGCCCCCCUGCCCCAAUUCCUACCGCCCCGUCGUCGAGCGCCCCGUCCACCCUUCCACUCCUGCUCCCGGCCCCCCUGCCCCAAUUCCUACUACCUAUCUGAGCGGAAACUUCCUCCACGCUCUCCCUGCUUCUCUGUGUCCCGUCCUGUGCCUCGGUGCUCAGUAUCGUCCGUCUUGCAUCUUUGUCCGUCAUCAGACUGUCUCGUUUUGCUGGUAGCCGUGACUGUGCCUUUCCCGUCCGCAGUGUCCCUGUGUCCUCCCUCCCGCUGUCUCUCUAGCUGCUGCAGCCCACAUGUCACCUGUGAUCUGUGCUGCCUCCGUUACAGUUCCUCGGCUCUGAGGCAGAAAUUUGGGGGGAUGCUUUUACAGUUCUGGAAGAAAAGAAAUGUUUUGUUAAUCUGUUGUGACAAUGCACUUUUAUGUAUAGUACUGUACAUUUUGGCAUGUACCAUUCCAGGCUUCAAUAUACAGUCAGGUCUGUUCUUCAUGGUGUAUCUUUAUAAUAAAUAAGAUAGUUCUGGC